GCGGCGUCCGCGGCGGCGAGAAGCGAAGAGCGCCCUCCGCCUCCUCGCAGCCCCCACGAAGGGACGCUCCCCGGCCGAGGAAGAAGAGCCCAGCCCGGCAGGAAGGAGGAACGAUGGCUCUGGACGGUAUACGGAUGCCAGAUGGCUGCUAUGCGGAUGGGACGUGGGAGUUAAACGUCCAUAUCACAGACCUGAACAGAGAUGUAACUCUGAGGGUCACAGGAGAGGUCCAUAUUGGCGGCGUCAUGCUGAAGUUGGUGGAAAAACUUGACGUCAAGAAAGAUUGGUCCGACCAUGCCCUGUGGUGGGAAAAGAAGAGAACAUGGCUCCUUAAAACUCACUGGACCUUGGAUAAGUAUGGAAUACAGGCAGACGCCAGACUACAGUUUACUCCUCAGCACAAACUCCUCCGACUUCAGCUCCCCAAUAUGAAGUACGUGAAGGUGAAAGUGAACUUUUCUGAUCGAGUCUUCAAAGCUGUGUCUGACAUCUGCAAGACCUUCAACAUCAGACAUCCAGAAGAACUCUCCCUUUUGAGGAAGCCCAGAGAUCCCACAAAGAAGAAAAAGAAAAAACUGGAUGACCAGUAUGAAGAUGAGACACUUGAGCUGGAAGGACCAUUAAUCACCCCUGGAUCAGGCUCUGAUGUUCUUUACAUCGGCCCAGUGAAAGGAAGCAUUUAUUCAAGCCCAGGGCUUUAUAGCAAAACCAUGACGCCAACUUACGAUUCACAUGAUGGGAGCCCUUUGUCGCCAACUUCAGCUUGGUUUGGAGAUAGUGCUUUAUCAGAAGGGAAUCCAGGUAUACUUGCCGUCAGCCAGCCCAUCACCUCCCCAGAAAUCUUAGCCAAAAUGUAUAAACCACAGGCGCUUCUGGAUAAGGCCAAGAUCAACCAGGGGUGGCUGGAUUCUUCAAGGUCACUUAUGGAGCAGGAUGUGAAGGAGAAUGAAGCCUUACUUCUUCGGUUUAAGUACUACAGCUUCUUUGAUUUGAACCCUAAGUACGAUGCAAUCAGAAUCAACCAACUCUAUGAGCAAUCGAAAUGGGCGAUUCUUUUGGAAGAAAUAGAGUGCACAGAGGAGGAAAUGAUGAUGUUUGCAGCAUUGCAGUACCACAUCAAUAAGCUGUCCAUCAUGUCAUCUGAAAAUCACUUGAACAACAGUGACAAAGAGGUUGAUGAGGUUGAUGCUGCCCUUUCUGACCUGGAGAUUACUCUGGAAGGUGGGAAGACAUCCACAAUUCUGGGUGACAUCACUUCGAUCCCGGAGCUUGCUGACUUCAUUAAAGUCUUCAAGCCAAAGAAGCUGACGCUGAAGGGUUACAAGCAGUACUGGUGCACCUUCAAAGACACAUCUAUUUCCUGUUACAAGAGCAAAGAAGAAUCCAAUGGGACUCCGGCUCACCAGAUGAAUUUGAGAGGGUGUGAGGUGACUCCUGAUGUCAACAUCUCUGGCCAGAAGUUCAACAUCAAACUUCUGAUCCCCGUGGCUGAAGGCAUGAAUGAAAUUUGGCUCCGUUGUGAUAACGAGAAGCAGUAUGCACACUGGAUGGCAGCUUGCCGGCUAGCCUCCAAGGGCAAAACCAUGGCCGACAGUUCAUACAACUUGGAAGUUCAGAACAUCUUGUCUUUUCUGAAAAUGCAGCAUCUGAACCCAGACCCACAGAUCAUUGCAGAGCAGGUCACCACGGACAUCAACCCUGAAUGUCUGGUUUCCCCUCGAUACCUGAAGAAGUAUAAAAACAAGCAGCCAGGCUAUAUAAGAGACUUGAUCACUGCCCGGAUCUUGGAGGCCCAUCAGAACGUCGCCCAGAUGAGUCUCAUUGAAGCCAAAAUGAGAUUUAUACAAGCUUGGCAGUCCCUCCCAGAGUUCGGCAUCACACACUUCAUUGCAAGGUUCCAAGGGGGCAAGAAGGAAGAACUUAUUGGGAUCGCCUACAACCGGCUGAUACGGAUGGAUGCAAGCACCAGUGACGCUAUCAAGACAUGGCGGUUCAGCAACAUGAAACAGUGGAACGUGAACUGGGAAAUAAAAAUGGUAACAGUAGAAUUUGCAGAUGAAGUCCGAGUGUCCUUCAUCUGCACCGAAGUGGAUUGCAAAGUGGUGCACGAGUUCAUUGGCGGCUACAUCUUCUUGUCAACGCGUGCGAAGGACCAGAACGAAAGCUUAGAUGAAGAGAUGUUCUACAAACUGACCAGUGGCUGGGUGUGAGUCGGAUGAGACCUCCCGUUGUACUGACAGAAACUCAACGGCCAUAUUAAUAUUUAACUUCAACAGCUGUUAUCUGAAAUAUGCUGCUUAAUCAAGUUAAGCUUGAAGUGUAUCUUUACUCUUUAAUAUCAUGGAAACUUUUGCAUUAGCAGACCAGUUUGUAUGUGCACUAAACAGCACUUCCGUUAAUCUGCUAGAGCAAGACAAUAACACGAACCGUGUAACGCUGACGCUUGUGCCUCUUCCCCCCCGCCCCCCACUCCCCUCUCCUGCCCCACCUCACUCAGCCAGACAGUGGGGUCUGGUCAGGUUAAUUUCUGACAGAUGUAAGCUAACCAAAUCAAUAAACACCUCUAAGCCAUCUUAACUAUAAAGAUACCCAGGGCCUAAUCUAUAUGAAGUCUAUUUAUCAUGGUUAAUGCAUGUUUUGUGAGUUUUUAAUAAAUAAAUAAAUAUAUAUAUAUAUUGUAAAAAUUGACAUCCAUGUGUUCAACACCCUUCCUACUUUUAGAAGUAGCAUUUUUAAUUUUUAAUUUUUUUUUGGUGUGCAAUCCAGGAAGGCCUCGUUCCUGCCCCUCUUUCCCCAUUCGUUUCGUUGGGGUUUUUUGCGCAUGGGUGCCUCGCGCAGCAGUGGUGCUUGCUGGACUCUGUCCUUUGGCCCCUUAUUUUUCGCACUACGUAAAUCAGGUCCAUUGCAGGGAUCUGGAGCUUUUACAAAAACAAUCAUGCGUGGCCUUGAAAAAUACUCCCUUCGCUAGUUUUAAAGCGCAUCUGUUAUAACUUCUUGUUUCCUUUUGAUAAUCAUUUAUAUAUACAUUGUGUGUGUGUGUCUCUUUCAUCUUUCCCUUUAUCUUUUUUUUUUACACCGUAUUGUAUUACAAACACCUUUAGUAUUCACCAGCAUAGUCACUGUCUACCUAAGAUGAUAUGCAAAAAAGAAGACAUCAUUACAAUAUGAAGUAAAGGUCUAUGAAGUAUAAGGAUUUGUGUGUGUGUGCGUGCGUGUAACUAA
Molecule: messenger RNA, 3222 nt
Organism: Lacerta agilis (Sand lizard)
Lineage: Eukaryota; Metazoa; Chordata; Lepidosauria; Squamata; Lacertidae
Gene: FERMT2
Product: fermitin family member 2
Exons: 17
Coding region: 114-2210 (698 amino acids)
Biological process (GO): cell-matrix adhesion; integrin-mediated signaling pathway
Cellular component (GO): extrinsic component of cytoplasmic side of plasma membrane; focal adhesion
Molecular function (GO): integrin binding
Source: RefSeq, a predicted model, not a curated record